GUGCGCGCCCACGGGCAUGGCGCACGCGACACGAGUUGCAUAAGGCCCUGGAAGCCUGGGAGCCGAAGCUGGAGAAGGGCUUCUCCACGGCUCCAGCUCGCCGUGUUUGUUGGCAGAGGGUGCUAGGCUCGGCCCCAAAAUGGGGGGAGCGGAUCCCGGCCGCACGGCAGCGCUACGCGCGACGAUUUCUGCGAUAUUUGAGCAGAAGCCGUCGCGGGAGCAAGAACUUGAUCGUGGUGUCUCACGGCAUCAUGGUGCAGACUUGCAUGAAGGUGCUUCCCAGCACAUCUGUUUGGGAUGUGGGCUCAAUUCCUUACUGCAGCGGCCUCAUGGCCCAUUUCUGGCAGAAGCAGUCAUUCGCUUCGCCGGAUUCCUUCACACCCAAGACGUUUCAGGACCAGUUCAGCUUCAUGAUUACCGAGGCGGACAUGAUGGCUCCAACCCCUGCCGCCGAUGCAGAGGCGCCUGCGCUUGAACAUACACCGCCCUCGACUGACUUGUCCGCUGAGCUUUGGCACAAGGAGGAGCCUGAAGAAGAGUCUCAGCUCCGCCAUGCGCGGCUUCAAUGGUGGGAGGUUCAUGUUGUGGGAGCGGAUGUGCAGUACGAUGUGCCGUCCCCUCGGUCUCGAACACGCUCGAGGAACCGGUAUCAGGACUAUCUCGACUCGAUUCGCUCAGACCAUUUCUCCUGGGACAAUCUGUACAGCUUGCUGGGAGACCUUCCGGACGAGGUCCCUCUGGAUGCGUUUCAGGGCGUGGCAGUAAGAAACGACAGCCUGGACCUUUCUAGUGAUUCGGGCACGCGCAGCUCUAUGGAGAUUUUUCGCCGGCCAAGAAUCACAUCUUUGCAGACGGAGAGCGUGGGUACACUCGAUGACACUGGCACGGAACCUAUCAGCCCGGUGACGCCCGCUCCCGCUAUGCCGGUCUUGAACUUGAAAGGCAGCAGCCUCAUGGGCCGAAGGGGCAGGGUACUGACGCUGAACACCGGGGCGCCAUAG
Molecule: messenger RNA, 1001 nt
Organism: Symbiodinium sp. CCMP2456
Lineage: Eukaryota; Dinophyceae; Suessiales; Symbiodiniaceae
Source: the annotation of a GenBank genome assembly